AUGAAUACUGGUGUUACGGGCGAAAAUAUUUACGACUUUAAUUCGGAAGAAAAUGCUGCAAAAUGGAAAGGUCUCUUGACUGCUGCAUUAAAAAAAGUUUUAGAGCAAGUGCACCCUUCAUUAGGUGCAAGAGAAGAAGCUUUAGAAUAUGUGGAAAGCCUAUGCUUGCGUCUUCUUGGGAUGCUGUGUGCCAAACCAAGUCCUCACACAGUUCAGGAUGUUGAAGAUCGGGUAACUAGUACUUUUCCCACACCAAUUGAUAAAUGGGCACUAAAAGAAGCCCAAGAAGCACUUGAAAGAGGAAAGAAAAAGUCAGUAUUACAGCUGCCUGUUGAUAAAAUUCAUUCUUUAUUGCAAAAAGAACUUUUGCUCUACAAAGUUGAUUCCACAGUGUCUUUAUUUCUGGUGGCAGUUUUAGAAUACAUCUCAGCUGAUAUUCUAAAAUUGGUUGGGAACUAUGCAAAGAACAUAAAGCAUGUAGAGAUUACUUAUCAAGAUGUGCAGAUAUCUAUGAAGGUAGACAAAGCUCUUAUGGAUAUGUUUUAUCAAGAUGAAGGGGGAGGUUCGAGUAAUUUAAACGAAACACCGGUGAUGCUAUCAACAGCACCCAGGACCAGUCUUACUUAUGAAGAAACUGUCAGAGAACUCAUUGCUUCUGAAAAAGCUUAUUUGAAGGAAUUGCACAUGUUGAUCAAAGUAUUUAGAGAGGAAAUUAUUAAGUUGAAUCCAGGUCCGCAGGAUAUAGAGAAGAUAUUUUCAAAUAUUAUGGACAUCUACGAAUUGACUUACACACUGUCGGGUAGCUUAGAAGAUGUUAGGGAAAUGGCCCAAGAGAAGAUGCCUUAUAUUGGUAGCUGUUUUGAAGAACUUGCAGAAGCAGCAGAAUUCGAUGUAUACAUCAAAUAUGCUAGAGACGUCACAUCACCGAGUUGUAGAGAAACUUUGAACACUUUGUUGACUAGGCCCGAAGUUCAAAGCUCACUUAACACUGCAGGGCAAGGGAUGCCGCUCGCUCUUCGAUACUACUUACCAGCAUUGCUCAUGGGACCUAUAUGGCAUUGUUUUUCGUAUUUGGAUUAUAUAACGAUAUUAAAGGGUUUGACGCCUUCCACCGAGGAUAGGGAGACGUUGGCACAAGUCGAAGGAUUGUUGAAGCCCUUACAAAUUACGUUAGGAAGUUGUGUUCCCACUCAAACAUUACCCAGGAGUUCAGCUCCGCUUCCCCAGGCGAGAGCAAGACGACAAGCAGCACUUAUAAAGAUCCACGAACUGGAAAAGAUCGUAGAAAACUGGGAUUCAAAGGAUCUGGGGCAGUGUUGUAACGAAUUCGUUAAAGAAGAUACUUUGAUCAAAGUUGGCAACAAUAAAAGACUGACCGACAGACGGGUGUUCCUUUUCGAUGGUCUGAUGAUACUCUGCAAACCAAAUUCAAGGAGGCAGAGUUCAGUGCACCAUCCGAGUCAUCCCGAAUGCAAGCUCAAGGAGAGGUUCUUCAUUAGAAAAGUGGAAAUCAUAGAUCAUCAAGAUACGGAAGAAUUAAAACAUGCCUUCGAAAUAUCUCCGAGGCAGACUCCUUCUGUCAUUCUGUGUGCCAAAUCGAUGGAAGACAAGAAUUCUUGGAUGGCGGAUUUGGUGAUGCUGAAUAAUAGGUCUAUGUUGGAGAGAGUGUUAGAUAGUAUUCUGUCGGACAUCGAGAGGAAGCACCCGCUGAAACUUCCUCCUCCUGAACUAUAUAAGUUCGCCGAACCCGAUUCUAAAGAUAACAUUAUUCUCGAACAGAGAGAAAAUGGCGGAGUUCCUCUAAUUAAAGGCGCAACUAUAUAUAAACUUGUUGAAAGACUGACUUACCAUAUUUAUGCUGAUCCAAAAUUCGUCAGGACCUUUCUGACGACGUACAGGAGCUUCUGUUCACCCACAGAACUACUAGAUCUGUUAAUUGAACGGUUCCAAAUACCAGACCCGUCUCUAGUCUACGAACAAGACUGUUGUGAUACUGAUAAAAUGCAGAAAAGUAGCCAAAGGGAAGAUUGGAAAAAGUAUAGGAAGGAAUAUUGUCAACCGGUGCAAUUCAGGGUAUUAAAUGUGUUACGUCAUUGGGUAGACCAUCAUUUUUAUGAUUUCGAAAGAGAUGCAGCGCUUUUAGUGAAAUUACAAAACUUUUUGGAUUCCGUACAUGGAAAAAGUAUGCGGAAGUGGGUGGAUAGUGUCAUUAAAAUCGUCCAAAGAAAAAUGGAAAACGAUAACCAAAGGCACAUAAAAUUUGCCUUUGACGAUCCACCGCCUCCCAUCGAAAGACAUAUCAACUGUCCAGAGGACGAGUACGGCAUUCUGACAUUACACCCAGUAGAAUUGGCGAGGCAACUUACGAUUCUCGAAUUCGAUUUGUAUAGGACAAUUAAACCAUCUGAAUUGGUCGGUUCGGUGUGGACGAAGAGAGAUAAAGAAACUACUAGCCCCAAUUUGUUAAAGAUGAUCAAACAUACGACGGAUUUUACGCGUUGGCUUGAAAAGAACAUAGUUGAAGCGGAAAAUUUCGAAGAAAGAGUCGCAAUAGUAAACAGGGUAAUCGAAAUUAUGAUUUGCCUGAACGAUAUCAACAACUUCAAUGGAGUUCUCGCGAUAGUGUCCGCACUUGGAUCAGCUUCGGUGUAUAGGCUGCAUUGCACUUUCAAUGCGUUGACUGUGCCAAAUCGGAAGGCACUCGAAGACAGCCGGAAAAGCGACGAUCGUUUCAAAAAGUACCAGGAGAAAUUGAGAUCCAUCAAUCCCCCUUGCGUUCCAUUCCUAGGCAUGUAUCUUACGAACAUCUUACAUAUUGAAGAAGGUAACCCGGACUUCCUUCCCAACACUCAGCUCAUCAAUUUUUUCAAAAGGAGGAAAGUGGCGGAGAUCACCGGAGAGAUCCAACAGUAUCAGAACCAACCGUACUGUUUUAGUGUUGAGCCAAGUAUUAGGCAUUUUCUAGAAACGUUAAAUCCAUUCGGAGAAAUGAACGAUACGGAAAUCAGUAAUUAUUUGUACCAAAAAUCUUUGGAAAUCGAACCGAGAGGCAGUAAAAUACCUCCGAAGUUCCCUAGGAAAUGGCCGCAUUUGAAUCUGAAGAGUCCUGGUAUCAAAACCGUAAAGACUGCAAAGAGUGUGCCUAGUGCCGUUGCGAAUACUAUCAGUCAGACUUUGAACUCUACGAUAAAAAGUGAUGAUUCCAAGAGCGAAGAUUCUUCCAGGUCUGAUAAUGAUUUUAGUGUUUUUGCACCGGUACAGUUGGGAACUGGUCAGAACAGUCCUACUUUAAGUCCAGUUUCUCCAGCAGCGUCCAAUCCUAUUAUGAACUGGUUCCAUCACACGAGGAGUUCAAGCGUUAGUUCCAUUAUUUCUACCACGUCUUUCAGACCGUCUAGGACAGAACCUAUACCACCAUCAAUACCGCAGAGAUACAGUCACAAUAGCCAGAGUUCAACUGGUGGACCGAACAGUCCCGGUCCUCAUAGUCCCGUCUCUCCCGGACCUCAUCUGCCCACCGAACCCAUCAGUCCUCGUUUACCUCCUACCCCUCCACCGCCACCCCCACCUUUGCCACCAAGGAGGAGAAGGGAUAGCCCUGAGAUUAGUUCGCCACAACAGAUGAGACAGGCGCCAGACGCUCCCAUUCUCCCACCUCGUGACAACUCUCUUCCUCGUGAUAAUUCCCCUCCACCCUUACCACCACGAAGAGAGCCGGGAGCAUCGCCCAGUGCUCACUCUCACUCCCAUUCACACUCUUUCCCUCACCAUUUUAUGAAUCCCCUACCAAAUUUAGGAGGACACAGUACUUUACCGAGGUUGAAUCCCACCUAUACUUCUCAACUUCACAUGAGGAGGCAUGCAACAUUGCAUCCACACCCACAGCAGCAUCCUAGCACACAUAACGGGACCAGUUUACCACCAGCAACCCAACCACCCAGUAUUUCUCCCAGAUAUACCGUGGAGGUAAAUUCUGGCCAAGUGACUCCUCAGCUGCCUCCUCGACCAACAGUGAGAUCUGCAGGGCUGGCGUGUGGCACCAUGUUCCAGUACCCGACUACGACCACCACUUAAGGAAUUGUAAAAAAGAUAUUUUUAAAAGAAAAAAAAAACUGCAAAAUAUUACGCUUAUCAUCAGGUUGCUUCGCUUGGCCAUAGAUGAAAAAAUUUCGAAAAAUUAUGGAGGGCUUAAAUGUAUUUUAAACGGUUGCAAAAAGACGUUGUUAGACGGUUGCAAAAAGGCUAGUCACAAUUCUCAUAGUUUCCGAAUUGUUAUGGAAACGGGUCUUUAUAUAUUUAAUACAUCUUUAUUGAGAAAUUAUGGUGAAGAUCUGGUAAAAGUGUAGGUUGAUUCAGAUUUAAGGCAGGAAAUAGACAAUUUCCUCUUGUUUCGGUAUACUAUUAGUUUUUUCUAGUUUUCAAUUAAGGUAAUGGUCUGGUUGCUCGAAAUAGUGGGAUUAGUGGCUACUACUUAUUUGUGUUCGAUCAAAAGUAAAAACAAGAAAAUAACCAAGUGUUGUUGUAAAUAUGCAAAUGUUUCAGUAGGAAUAAAAUAUCUAAAAUCUAAAAAAAAAACUGCACAGGACCGUUGCCUUCCUUGUAGACUAAGGUCCAUCAUCCACCAGAAAUUUCUAGUUGAAACUAAUUAUAAUAACAAACGGCGUCCGAAUAAAAAAGGUAAAACAUUAUCAACACCAUCAGAAGAAGAACUUAACACCACCAGAAGCAUAUGUCUAUGUCCUGAUUUAGCUGUUACAUUGCUUCGGUUACUUAUGCCAUCCAUUUUCCGAUUUUUUGUUACUCGUAUUCAUAUUUCUUCUCUUACAUUUAGUCUUCUUUAUAUUUAUCUUUCUAAACUGAAAUCAAGAUGCUGAAGACGUAAUGACGUAGAUUUUAUUGACAUCUGUCAGUUUCACUUUCCAAGCAAACCUUGUUUAGUGUGGAUAAUUUGUAUUCUUCGUUAUUUUUUCAUUGUUUACAGAAUUUUUCCGCUUUUUACGAUAUCUAAGUAUUCUAAUAGUUACUACAACAAUUUUACAAUGUUAUGUAAAUAAUAAAGCAUGUUGUUUUAUAAAAAUAGCAAUCAAAUGCAUGUAUCAAUAAAGUGAGGUUAGAAUUCCUUUAAUUUAAACUUUGAAACUAUAAUUCAUAGAAAUAGAACACUGAAUUAUGAUGGUAUUAUCGUAAAAAACACAAUACUUAAAAGAAGAAGCAACAGAAGAAGAACUUAACACCACCAGAAGCAUAUGUCUAUGUCCUGAUUUAGCUGUUACAUUGCUUCGGUUACUUAUGCCAUCCAUUUUCCGAUUUUUUGUUACUCGUAUUCAUAUUUCUUCUCUUACAUUUAGUCUUCUUUAUAUUUAUCUUUCUAAACUGAAAUCAAGAUGCUGAAGACCGGAAUUAAUGGAAUUGUUAUUAUUAUCUUUAUGCCGUAAAUAUUUAUUUGUAAGCGCCGUCUUAGAUAUUAAUAUCACAUAUUCAACAACCUCUUAUGCCCGAUUUCACCAACGAUACCUAUAUAUCGAAAAGAAUCUCCUAAGUAAAUACUUUGAAACAAUCACGUUUCACAACUAAAAGAACUGCGUACCUAGAAAAUGCUUUCUUAGGUAUUAGCCCGGAUACAUUUGAACUAUUGUUGAUAAAUAAAAAGAAGAAUAAGAUGUCAUAACCUCACUGUUAUUUUUAAUGACCACUUUUUUGACGAAAUCGUGAAUGGGUUUUUGAAAGAAAACACUAGUUUGUUAGGUAGACUAUAUAAUUUUUUCUCUUUAGUAUUAACUUUCGAUGUUAGAAUUAUUGCUUCAAUGAAAAUAUUGUGUAAAUUAGCACAUGCUAUUAUUACAUUUUGUAGCUGUUUCUAAGUUUAAUCUUAAUCCUACACUAAGUACAGGAAACCGCUGUUUUAAUACUCCAUAUUGUCUUUCAACAAUAUUUCUUGUACGAAUGUGGCUACGAUUAAAAAGAAUACUUCUUGCACUUCAUUCCUAAAUAUUGAAUUUAUUACUUAUAUAUUAUUCAGACAUAUUCAGUAGUAAACAUUGAUUUACUUAGUGGAUAUCCACUAUCUCCUAACAAAAUGACAUUGCCAUAUAUCCCAGUUUGAAAAUGAAAACAUAAUCUGCUUUUUUGAAAAAAAUAUAACAGAUUCAUGGGUUAACGCACGCCAGUGACCUAUAAUGAUACUUAUUUUUAAAUCUGGCGAAUAUACUGUUUGCACAUUUUCUGUUUCUAAACAGCUCUGCAUCAUCUCAACCUAUAGUUAUAAGAUGUAAAUAACAUGCCUAUUGUCAAAAUUAUUUAUUGCUUUACCUGGAUUUAAAUGGUUAUGAAUAGUACCAAAGCAACACUUAAUAAUAUAAAAUAAUACACUACCACUAACAAUUAACUACAGAAUAACAACAGACAAAUUAAGGUAAGAAGCAAGUUAUUGACAAACUUCACAAGUACAUUCGUCAAAAAACAUAACCUCACUUUCAACUAUAAUUAAUACCUAAAAUGCUUAGGGAGAUCGCAAAACGUAUCCUACGAUAAGGAAACGCUUAAGCGGUUUAAGCAAUUCUUAGCGUAUGGUGAAAUCAGUUUUAGAGUUAGGAAGUAGAGAUAGUACAAACACUCAUGACCAUGGAGCUGCGCGAAGGCGGAGUCAAAAUUCACAUAAAGGCAGAAAGGUUCUAUUGUACGUGGAAUUAUGCUAACAAAACUGAAACGUUCUACCAUUCUCGUUGCAUAUACAGUGCGUUUCGCAUGGAAGUGGGGACUAAACCAAAUUUCGUCUACUGCGCCGUUGUCAUGAGUGUUUGCACUAUCUCUACCUAAACCCACUUAGGUAAUUCUUAAAUAUUUAGGUAUCGAUGGUGAAAUCGGCCAUUAGAAUCUGAGAGCACUAUCUUUUAUCAGAUCUAUCAAAAAUAUAUCUUAAUAUAAAAAAUUAAGAUAAGUUGAUUAUUCACUUUUUACAACUGUUCGCUUGUGGACAAGUGUAAUAAUUACUUUACCUGUUUACCUGCACUUAAAAUUGCCUCUGAAAUCUAGCCUAGAUUGAUAGGUGGAAUAUAAAUCGAUCUUUAGCUCUGUUCUUAAAUGAGUAUUUUUAUAAAUUGUACAGUUUUGACGAAUUGGUCGCUCGUAAGAAUUGAACGAAGGACAACAAAAAUCAGUGGAAAACAAUGAUAACCUUUCUGUUACCAUUUUUAAUUUAGCCUAAUUAUAACUUUUUGGCGGCUCAAGUUUUGAUUUAUGUCAUUUACAUUAUUCGAAUAUUUUUGUAAUAAUUGUCUUAACACAUACAAGAAUGUUGUUUAUAUUUGUUAAAUAUGGAUUACGACUGUACCAUUUAUAUAUUCCUUCUAGAAUAAAACUGGAGAUCGUCUUAGAAAAUGCGUGCGAAAUUUUUUGAAAUGUUCUUCUGAUUGGUCCAUCAGAUCAGUACAAAUAAGAAAUUCGUGCACUCGUUAUUAGAUUGUACAAUAAGAAUGUUUUUGUUUAAUUUCACAAAGGUCAUUCCAAUAACACAGCGUGUUUUGAAUGAUCAUUCGGUCUUGUAAUGCGAUCAUUCAAUGCAAUGCCGUAGAGUUAGGACAACUUUAAGGAAUAUUUUGCAUUCGUUUCAUAGCAAUAAUAUUCAGUGUCUUAUUAUUAGCCAUUGAAAUGUUUCCGUAAUUAUUAUUUUGUAGUGUGAACAAAGGAGCUGUAAGAUGUAAUAAAUUCAAGACCAAACCAUUUAACAUAAUACGCUUAUAGAUUGUAAAUUGC
Messenger RNA from Diabrotica balteata, 7752 nucleotides. Lineage: Eukaryota; Metazoa; Arthropoda; Insecta; Coleoptera; Chrysomelidae. The record is from the annotation of a GenBank genome assembly.